AUGUAUAAUCUUUCAACAAAGGAUGAAUUCGAUGCAAGAGAAUCAAAGAAAUUUCAAUGCCGUAUAGAAGCCCUCACAAUGACACAAGCAUCUGCAAAGACAAUGAGAUGUGUGAAGAUCACCGACCGUUGUUAUUGGUGGCUUGCAGUUCUCACCCCCAUCUAA
Messenger RNA from Cavenderia fasciculata, 165 nucleotides. RefSeq lists its product as uncharacterized. The transcript has 3 exons. The record is from RefSeq and is a predicted model, not a curated record. Lineage: Eukaryota; Evosea; Eumycetozoa; Acytosteliales; Cavenderiaceae. Bases 1 to 165 code for a protein of 54 amino acids.